AUGUAUCGAAUUUCAGAAGAGCUCGCUAGCAAAAGUCAUUGGAACAGAGGACGCGCCGGGUCGAUAAAACCACGACAGCCACGACAGCCGCCGCCACCACCGGCGCCGAAGCCACAGCCUCCCGAUCCAUAUAUCUCUUCUGCCAAAUUUGAAAGUCGGAUAUCCGAGUCCGAUAGGGUUAUUGCUGACCUAGGCACGAUGCACCCAGCUAGUCUCAAGCUGUAUCCUCAAGUUGACGUCCGCAAUGGUAUCAGUGGGAGGACGAAGGCUAUGAGAGUCGGCGGACGAUGA
Molecule: messenger RNA, 291 nt
Organism: Venustampulla echinocandica
Lineage: Eukaryota; Fungi; Ascomycota; Leotiomycetes; Helotiales; Pleuroascaceae
Exons: 2
Coding region: 1-291 (96 amino acids)
Source: RefSeq, a predicted model, not a curated record